AUGCCAACGAAGCGUAGGAACGCCGGCCGCGCCAAACACGGCAGGGGCCAUGUCAAUCCGGUCAGGUGCAGCAACUGCGGCCGUUCAUGCCCAAAGGACAAGGCAAUUAAGCGUUUUAACGUUCGCAAUAUAGUGGAUGCAUCUUCCUUGAGAGAUCUGAGGGAGGCCUCCGCAUACCAUACUUACAACCUGCCGAAGUUGUACAUCAAGCAUUCAUACUGCGUCUCCUGCGCCCUUCACUCCAGUGUCGUCCGUGUCCGCUCGCGGGAGAAUCGCAGGAUCAGGGCCAACCCACGUGCCAGGAUCCACGGCCACGGCGGCAACAUGGGAGGCAACCGCAACUGA
This is a messenger RNA of Eimeria acervulina, 345 nucleotides long. RefSeq names its product 40S ribosomal protein S26, putative. The transcript is spliced from 2 exons. The record is from RefSeq and is a predicted model, not a curated record. Gene Ontology annotation, cellular component: ribosome; cytosolic small ribosomal subunit. Gene Ontology annotation, molecular function: structural constituent of ribosome; mRNA binding. Lineage: Eukaryota; Apicomplexa; Conoidasida; Eucoccidiorida; Eimeriidae. Gene Ontology annotation, biological process: translation. The coding region runs from base 1 to 345 and encodes 114 amino acids.